UUAGUCGAAAGUCGACUUAGGCGUCCCUGUGCCAUAGUAACCGAAGUAAACAAACUCAGUUUUAGACUUCCAAUUUCUUUCAGUAGCACAGGCCUAAGAGUUCAUUUUAUUUAAAAAUGUCAUAUGAAAAUUGGUUAACUUACCUUAAAAGUGCCGAGAAAAAUUCAAUGCUAAGCGGCAAAACUCGUAAAGUUUUCUACAAGUUUCCCGACGGAAAUCAAAUGGCUGAAGAAUAUAGCAUGGAAACCGGAGUUGUACAAAAAAGGGCCUGGCGCAAAUGUAAGCAGCUUAUGGGAGAACCAGAAUGGGAAGUCGAAUUAGGAGAGGAUACUCGACAAUUGGGUAGUGCGGGAGAAAAGAAUGACAUUCGUAAUGAUGAUGGCAGUUUUAUGGUAAAAGUUUGUAGCAAUGAACCUAUACUUAGCAAACGUAUUACAAAGAAAAAUAUUGAAUGGAGAAUUAGAAAUCUACCAUAUCCCCUGGAGGUAUACAAUGUUCAAGCCGAUGCAGAGAAACGUGCCAUUGUUGUAAAAACCACCAAUAAAAAAUAUUACAAAGUGAUUCCCGUACCAGACUUGGAUCGUUGUGGUAUAUCACCGUCACAGGAAAAUAUAAUGGUUCAUCAUCAAUACAACACAUUGAUAAUAACCUAUAAAAAACCAGAAAUUCUUUGUGAAAUGGAAGCCCAAGUGCUGCUUUUGUUGAAAGAUGUUGAGACCGAAACCGAUAUGGAAGAACUCUUACAAGGUCUCUUAAAGAAAUAAAUAAAUCGACUUGGCUUUACAAA
This is a messenger RNA of Musca domestica (house fly), 787 nucleotides long. RefSeq names its product protein DPCD. The transcript has a single exon. The record is from RefSeq and is a predicted model, not a curated record. NCBI's taxonomy places the organism in Eukaryota, Metazoa, Arthropoda, Insecta, Diptera, Muscidae. Bases 117 to 764 code for a protein of 215 amino acids.